AUGGAAGUUUCAACUGCUGCAAAUCAAACUGAAAAUAAUGCUGAUAAAGCAACCUAAGUUUAAAAGAAACCAUUAAAUAGUGCCUCUUUUGAAGAAUUCUAAAAGAUAGACAUUCGUGUAGGCAAAAUUGUUGAAUGUAAAAUCCAUCCAAGCAGCGACUAUCUUUAUUGCUUAAAAGUUGAUAUAGGUACUGAAGUUAGAGACAUAGGCUCUGGCUUAUAGUAGUAUAUUCCUAUUGAUUAAGUAAAUGGAUUAGUUUGUGUUAUGGCUAAUCUUAAACCAAGAAAAUUGGGAGGGUUUGACUCUAAUGGUAUGAUUCUUUGCACAAAUAUUGACACAAAAGCCUUCGAAUUUUUAAGACCUCAUGAGAACUCAGUUGUUGGUGAAAGAAUCUUUUUAGAAGGUUAGCAAGAAAGUUUUAAAUAAGAAUUAGAACCACAAUUAAAUCAAAAAAAGAAAAUAUUAGAAAGAGCAUUAUUAGAAACAAAAACAGAUGAUGAGUGUGUAGCUACUUUUAAAAAUGUAAAAUGGAUGACCAAAUCUGGGUAUGUUAAAGCAAAAUCAUUUAAGAAUAGUCCUAUUGAUUGA
This is a messenger RNA of Tetrahymena thermophila SB210, 588 nucleotides long. RefSeq lists its product as hypothetical. Gene Ontology annotation, molecular function: tRNA binding. NCBI's taxonomy places the organism in Eukaryota, Ciliophora, Oligohymenophorea, Hymenostomatida, Tetrahymenidae. The transcript has a single exon. The record is from RefSeq and is a predicted model, not a curated record.